This is a messenger RNA of Homo sapiens (human), 351 nucleotides long. RefSeq names its product UPF0764 protein C16orf89-like. NCBI's taxonomy places the organism in Eukaryota, Metazoa, Chordata, Mammalia, Primates, Hominidae. The transcript is spliced from 3 exons. Bases 1 to 351 code for a protein of 116 amino acids. The record is from RefSeq and is a predicted model, not a curated record.
AUGACAGAGUGUCUUUCUGUCCCCCAGGCUGGAGUUCAGUGGCAAGAUCUCGGCUCACUGCAACCUCUGCCUCCUGGGUUGAAGCGAUUCUCGUGCCUCAGCCUCCCGAGUGGCUGGGAUUACAGGCACGCACCACCAUGCCUGCCACUGUGCCUGGCAAUUUUUUUAUUUUUAGUAGAGACAGGGCUUCACCAUGUUGGCCAGGCUGGUCUUGAACUCCUGACCUCAGGUGAUCCACCCACCUCACAUGUGGAAAUUAAAUGCCGCAUCCUUAUAUUUUGCAGACAGGAUGUGAAAAGUUUAAGCAUGAGAAGUACAAAAAAGGGAACACUCAUAAAACAAUCCAAAUAA